Messenger RNA from Oncorhynchus masou masou (cherry salmon), 1209 nucleotides. Its product is annotated as basic proline-rich protein-like. The coding region runs from base 1 to 1209 and encodes 402 amino acids. The transcript has 3 exons. NCBI's taxonomy places the organism in Eukaryota, Metazoa, Chordata, Actinopteri, Salmoniformes, Salmonidae. The record is from RefSeq and is a predicted model, not a curated record.
AUGUCUGCCCCACCUCAGCCUCAGCCCCACCUCAGCCUCAGCCCCAACCCCAACCUCAGCCCCACCUCAGCCUCAGCCAAACCCCAACCGCAGCCCCCCAACCCCAACCCCAACUUCAGCCCCCACCUCAGCCCCCAACCCCAACCUCAGCCCCCAACCCCAACCGCAGCCCCCAACCCCAACCCCAACCUCAGCAGCCCCACCUCAGCCCCAACCCCAACCUCAGCCCCCAACCAGCCAACCCCAACCUCAGCCCCACCUCAGCCCCCAACCCCAACCUCAGCCCCAGCCCCACCUCAGCCCCAACCUCAGCCCCCACCUCAGCCCCAACCCCAACCUCAGCCCCAACCCCCAACCGCCCAGCCCCACAACCCCAACCCCAACCUCAGCCCCAACCUCACCCCACCUCAGCCCCCCAACCCCAGCCUCAGCCCCCACCUCAGCCCCCAACCCCAACCUCAGCCCCCAACCCCAAACUCAGCCCCCAACCUCAACCUCAGCCCCACCUCAGCCCCCAACCCCAACCUCCAGCCCCCAACCCCAACCUCAGCCCCCAACCCCAACCUCAGCCCCACCUACCCCAACCUCAGCCCCACCUCAGCCCCACCUCAGCCUCAGCCCCCACCUCCAGCCCCCAAUCUCAGCCCCACCCCAGCCUCAGCCCCCAACCCCAACCUCAGCCCACCUCAGCCUCAGCCCCAACCCCAACCUCAGCCUCAGCCCACCUCAGCCCCAACCUCAGCCCUAGCCCCACACCAACCCCAACCCUCAGCCUCACCUCAGCCCCCAACCCCAACCCUCAGCCCCACCUCAGCCCCCAACCCCAACCUCAGCCCCAACUCCAACCUCAGCCCCACGUCAGCCCCAACCCCAGCCUCAGCCCCAACUCAGCCCCAGCCCAACCCCAGCCUCAAAUCAGCCCCCAACCCCCAACCUCAGCCCCACCCCAGCCUCAGCCCCAACCCCUCAGCCCAAUCCCAGCCCAAAUCAGCCUCAGCCCCCAACCCCAACCUCAGCCCCACCUCAGCCUCAGCCAAACCCCAACCUCAGCCUCACCCCAGCCCCACCCCAGCCCCAGCACCAGCCUCAGCCCCACCCCAACCCCAGCUUCUUCACAGCGUCCAACCCGCCGUUCCUCUGCAGGGACACAGAGACAUCAUUCCAUUACAGCGUCUCAGGCGUCAUUUAUCAUCUCCGUCAGUUGAUUAA